Messenger RNA from Vanessa atalanta (red admiral), 2015 nucleotides. It is a transcript of the gene pix, whose product is annotated as protein Pixie. Gene Ontology annotation, molecular function: iron ion binding; ribosomal small subunit binding; ATP hydrolysis activity. Bases 70 to 1896 code for a protein of 608 amino acids. The transcript is spliced from 12 exons. Gene Ontology annotation, biological process: ribosomal subunit export from nucleus; translational termination; translational initiation. Lineage: Eukaryota; Metazoa; Arthropoda; Insecta; Lepidoptera; Nymphalidae. The record is from RefSeq and is a predicted model, not a curated record.
ACAUUACGAGACGUAAGGACACGCGAACGUAGGCAAAGUCUAGCCAACGUUCGCUGUAUUUUAUUAGUGAUGUCUCGAAAAAAAGCCUUUGAAGAGACAGACAAACUUACACGUAUCGCAAUUGUAAAUGCUGAUCGUUGUAAACCCAAAAGAUGUAGGCAAGAAUGCAAGAAAAGUUGCCCUGUGGUGCGUAUGGGUAAACUGUGCAUCGAGGUGACUCCCAACGACAAGAUCGCUACAAUUUCGGAGGAACUUUGCAUCGGUUGUGGUAUAUGUGUCAAGAAAUGUCCAUUUGAUGCUAUCACUAUCAUCAAUAUUCCAUCAAACUUAGAGAAGCAUACAACGCAUAGAUACUCAAAGAACUCUUUUAAACUUCAUCGUUUGCCAAUACCUCGACCAGGUGAAGUACUCGGUCUAGUUGGUCAGAAUGGUAUUGGAAAAUCAACUGCUUUGAAGAUCCUUGCUGGAAAACAGAAACCCAACUUGGGCCGUUAUGCUGACCCUCCAGACUGGCAAGAGAUUCUGUCUCAUUUCCGUGGCUCAGAGCUUCAAAACUUCUUUACUAAAAUCCUUGAAGAUGACUUAAAAGCUCUUAUCAAACCUCAAUAUGUGGAUCAAAUCCCAAAAGCGGUCAAAGGUACUGUUGGCCAAUUGCUUGAUAAGAAGGAUGAGAGAAAAAAUCAACCUGAGAUAUGUAGAAUGCUGGAUUUGACACAUAUUCGUAAUCGAGAAAUCGCAGCAUUAUCUGGUGGUGAGCUGCAACGUUUUGCUUGCGCCAUGGUUUGUAUACAAAACGGCGACAUAUUUAUGUUUGACGAACCAUCUUCCUACUUGGAUGUCAAGCAGCGUCUUAAUGCUGCCAGAACUAUACGCUCACUCAUAGACCCUGAUAAGUUCAUUAUUGUAGUAGAGCAUGACUUGUCAGUAUUGGAUUAUCUGUCAGAUUUCAUCUGCUGCUUAUAUGGUGUUCCUGGUGCUUAUGGUGUUGUGACUAUGCCUUUCUCUGUUCGAGAAGGUAUAAAUAUAUUCCUUGAUGGGUUUGUGCCCACUGAAAAUAUGAGAUUCAGAACUGAAUCUCUUGUCUUCAAAGUAGCAGAAUCUGCUACAGAGGAAGAGAUAAAAAGAAUGAACCAUUAUGAGUAUCCAGAAAUGAACAAAUCAAUGGGUGACUUCCAUCUACAUGUAGCUCAAGGAGAGUUCUCAGACUCUGAGAUAUUAGUAUUGCUUGGUGAAAAUGGUACGGGUAAAACAACAUUUAUUAGAAUGCUAGCUGGUAACCUGGAACCAGAUGAAGGUGCAAGCCAACUGCCGCAGCUACAUAUUAGUUAUAAGCCACAGAAAAUAUCUCCCAAAUCCCAAGGAUUAGUGCGCAGUUUGCUUCAUGACAAGAUAAGAGAUGCAUACACACAUCCUCAGUUCAUAACCGAUGUAAUGAAGCCAAUGAAAAUUGAAGAAAUUAUGGACCAAGAAGUGCAAAACUUGUCUGGUGGUGAGUUGCAACGUGUCGCACUGGUGCUCUGUCUCGGAAAGCCGGCUGAUGUCUACCUUAUCGAUGAACCCUCUGCAUACCUGGAUUCUGAACAGCGUUUAGUUGCCGCUAAAGUCAUUAAAAGGUUCAUCCUCCAUGCUAAGCGAACAGGUUUCGUAGUCGAGCAUGACUUUAUAAUGGCCACAUACCUUGCGGACCGUGUCAUCGUAUUUGAGGGAACCCCAUCCUCUAAUGCAACUGCCCAUGCCCCGCAGUCCCUGCUCAAUGGCAUGAAUAAGUUCUUGGAAUUAUUGGGUAUUACAUUCAGAAGGGAUCCAAACAACUUCAGACCUAGGAUCAAUAAACAUUCUUCUGUAAAGGACAUAGAACAGAAACGAGCGGGCCAGUAUUUCUUCUUGGAAGACUAAAUGCUACUAUAACAAAUAUUUAUAUAUAUUGGAGCAAUUGUAUCUGUCACAAUGUUGAUGGUCUGCCAUCUGUGUAUUUCCAAAUAAUUGUAUUACCAUAAUAAAUCAAUUUUAUACAA